AGAGGGACAGAGGAAAGAGAUGAAUAGAAGGAACCAGAACCACCUACCAUGACCAAAUGCGCUGUAAAUGUAGGACAGAAAUUCGAGUGGAAUACAAACGGAUCAUCAAGCGACAUAUUCGAGGGAAAACCAUGUUUGGAUGUGCCUUAUCUGAUUCAAAUAUUUUUAAAUAUGGUACCACAUACGAUCAUGGGAACACAGGAAAAGUAUUUUCCCUCCCAAACAUUUCUUGCAUUUUGAAAUGGAAAAGAAGAGUGGCAGUAAAAUACAUCCCUUUGCUACCUUUCUCCGAUUAUCAAUGGUAGGCAUUGCAUAAUUCACCCUUAUCCACCGGAGCCAUUUGGUUCCUCCUCUUUGGGAAGAGGGGGACGCCAGAAAAAAACGACUACAUCCAGUAGCUGCCUUCUCGGUGGUGCUUGCAAUUGUUUGGCUAUGCCCUUUUCUCUCUUAGGAAGGACUUGCAGACAGUAGCGGCGGAACAAGCAGGGGAAGGAUGCAUUUAACGCUGGGUGUGUGUUGCAUUCAGGGAGAUUCGGCAGUAAUAGCAGCUCUACCAGAAACAGCGAGUGCGGAGGGCCUGGGAAGCACCCAGCCCCACUAUAUCCUCCUUUUCCUCCCCCCCUGCAGGACCAUGCUUGCGUGAGGGAUGAGGUUGUGCACAGGGACACCAGGCCAGAGCUGCGGCCUACUUCUCACAAGAGCCGGUCUCUCGACUGCAAGAUCUGUGAACACAUUGACACCAUCAAAUCAGCAUCUUUGGUCAUCAGGUAGAUCCAGGAGCAUGAGCAGGACUUUGAGCUGCGGGAGCAGAUGUCUGGGUAUAAGCGCAUGCGGCGGCAGCACCAGAAGCAGCUGAUCGCCCUGGAGAACAGGCUAAAGGCCGAGAUGGAUGAGCAUAGGCUCCGGCUGCAGAAGGAAUUAGAAACACAAGCGAACAACACUUACAUUGAGCUGGAAAGACUGGCCAAGCGCCAGGCUGCUCAAACAGACAAAGAGACAAAGUCAGCUGCAGCAGAAGAGAGGAGGAUCCAGCAACAGAUUGUUGCUCGGCAAAAGAAAGAGCUGACUUCUUUUCUAGAGGACCAGAAAAAGGAGUACAGGCUUUGCAAAGAGAAGAUCAAAGAAGAGAUGAACGAAGACCCUUGCAUAUCCAAGGAGGAGAAGCAGGAGCGUCUCUCCAGGCACAAAGAAACAAUGCAGCGCUCUCAGGCUGAGGAGGAAGCUCAUCUGCUGGCCCAACAGAGGGUGGUCUAUGACCGGAGCUGCAGGGCCCUAAAACGCCGCAGUCUACUCAGGAGGCAUGAGUUUGAACAGGAGCAGCUGAGGGAGGAGCUUAACAAGAAGAGGAUCCAGAAAGAAAUGGAACAUGCCCUGAUGAUCCGGCAGGAUGAAGCCACCCAGGACCUGGAGCGCAGGCAUUUGCAGAUGCUUCAGAAGCUGCGUGUUGAACUCAUGCGGCUGCAGCACCAGACAGAGCUCGAAAACCAGGAUGAGUACAAUGGGCGACGGCAGAGGGAACUCCACAGAAAACACAGUCUGGAGCAGCGGCAGCAGCCCAGAAACCUCAAGAUGCUGGAGAUGCAGAUCAAGAAACAGUUCCAGGACACUUGCAAGGUGCAGAACAAGCAGUACAAAGCACUUAGGAACCAUCAGCUGGAGGUCUCUCCCAAGGGCGACCAUAAGAGCAUCCUGAAGAACCUAAAAGAGGAGCAGACACGUAAGCUGGCUGUACUGGCUGAGCAGUACGAACGGAGCAUCAACGAGAUGAUGGCUUCACAAGCGAUGCGAUUAGAAGCAGAGCAGGAAACCGAGUGCCAAGCUCUGAAGCAGCAGCUGAAGCAAGAGAUGGAGCUCUUGGAUGCCUACCAGAGAAAAGCCACGUCACAGAUGGAGACCCAACAUGAACGAGAGCAGCAGAAACUUGAGCAAAAGGUCUCCAUACGCAGAGCACACCUUGAACAGAAGAUUGAAGAGGAAUUGGCCGCACUUCAGAAGGAACGUACUGAAAAGAUCAAGCACUUGUUAGAACGACAGGACAGAGAAAUUGCCGCCUUCGAAGUAGAAAGUAGAAGUCUCGGCUUUGGAAGCCUGGGAUCUCUGGACUUCCCCAAAGAAGACAACAGAUGAAAGUGGAUUUAUCUUUAGAGGACAGCAUAUCUAUGCCCUUUUCAUUUCCACUUGACCGUUCAUCACACCCACAGUGACAGAGCUGGAUAACUUGCUUUUCUUCUCGAGGUGUUACGUGCAAUGAGAACUUCUUUUGUGCAACAAAUAAAAGAAUCUACAACAACGUGUCAACAAUAAAAGUCAAACCUAGUCAGUGUAACUGAAAUAAGACUCUCUUUCCUCCAUGCCAUUUGGUAUGAAUCGAAUAAAUCAGGAAAUUUUAGUAAAAUGGGCACUUUGAUAUGUUUAAGUAGAAACCCAUCAUGUUCAUAUGAUGUAUACUGUGUGAGUUAGUUGGAGGGACAUUGUGGAAUGUGAGCUGCGGACUUCCCCUGGUGUUAAGCUGCUUUGUCUUUUUUAUCAGCUUUAUUUUAUUUAGUUGUUUUAUUUUAUGCUCCGAAUGUGAAUAUUACUGUAUGGGGGUCACUGGAUAAAGUCAGAGUUAAUUCACUGUUUUAAGGGUUCUUUUGGGUCAUUAUUCCAUAUUGUGCUUAUGCAUACAGUAUACUGUGGUCCCUCACUUUUGUAGGCAACAGUUCUUACCUUUUCUUUUAUUCAAUAUGUAGGAUCAAUUGGCAUUAGCUUGAUCAACCUGUUUAUCUUAUCACAAAUCAAGAUUCCACUUGCUAAAACUGCUUAUUAUUGCAUGCACUUUAAGGACAAAUUCAGGUUGUGAAGUGACGCAUGAAUCUGUCAGAGAUUUAAGCUGUUUGUAAAUAAAAGUGGUCAUAGCAUUUUUUUUAAGCCUAUGGAUACUGGACAUAAGCGCCAUAUUUGAUAUGAUAAUUUCACAAAUGCCUUUAUUUAAGUUGUGCCGGAAGCAGAUUUUAGUUACGUGUUUGUUAUAUUUAUAUUUUAUUUACUGAGGCUGGCACUGUUUUGUUUUGAUUUCAUCUGAACUUGUGAAUCAUUUAAUGUUCACUAAUCAAAGUUCUUGUAAAGGAAAAUAGUGAGAAUUGUGAUGUAUAACUUUUGAUAUGAAUAUUUGUACAUGAGAAUAUUGCUAGAACAUACAGAGACACUGGUCUAUUACUGUAACAAAGCUUAAAGAUAAAGACUUUGCUUUGUUUUUGUUUUAUAAUAUAGAGAUAUGGUCAGACAAUAGCUCAAUAUAAUGCUACGUCAAAUCACUAGACUCUCAGAUUGUAUAAAUGCUGGUAAAUGGAACCGCAGACUUCCUAUAGUAUCAGUAUUGUGAUCUUUUUCAGGUCAGUGGUUCUUCAAAAGCAAACACAACAACGUGGGUCCAGAUUGCAUUUGAGUAAUUCGUGUCUAUUGAUCAGAUUUACAUAUUCUUUGCCAUGUUCAUUGAGGUCAUUGAACAGGUUGCACAAUAUUUCCUUUUAUACUGAAUGGAAAGAUAAUUGUUUGGUGCUUAAUUUCUAAUACCACCUUUAGCCUUGUAGUGUUUUGUCUUGGAGAGGCAAUUGAUUUUUGCAAAAUGUAAACCUGAAGCAUUUUGAACCCCCUCUGACUCAAAACACUACUAAGUUUUUCAGACACUCAUGACAUAUUUAGAGUACCCCAUGCAGUGAAACCCUCUAACAUUGAAAUACAUAUAUGAAAAAAAUAAAUGCUAUUUUAUCACGGAUCAAUUUUUUGAAACAAUGUUUAGCGUGGUGGUCUUGAAGGCAGCCCUGUUAUGUUUGACAGGUAUUUCUUUACCUGUUUUUUACAUUUCAGAGCCACAACUUGUAUUGAUGUUUAGUCAUGUUCCUCAUAGGGCUGAAAGGUGGAGUAUGACCCUGAAAUCACAAAGUAUUUUGAAUAGAGGAAUUUAACGGGAUUCAAAUAUCAUUUCUGAAGGCAAUAGAACUCAAAUCCUCUCGUUUUACAUGUAGAAAUUGAAAUUCUGAAUUUGUUUGACCAGAAUGUGUUGGACGGCUCCUCUAGAUUUUUCAGCCUUUUUCACAAUCUUUUUUGAAAUUUGAUGAAAAGUUUCUCAUAUGCAGUAAGGCCUUUUGUCUGGUCACAUAUAACUGAAGCCUUGUGGACAAAAAAAAGUGCUUUUGGGGUGCUUGAAUAAGGUUUCACAGAGGGCUUCAGAACAAUUAUGAACCUUAAAAUUUGUGUGAAUUUUAUGUUACUAGAAAGAUGUAUUUAGUUAGAGUAAAAGGGACUUUCCUAAACAACCUUAUACACCAUUUCCUGUGCAGUUAAAAGACAAA
Monopterus albus (swamp eel) is the source of this 4334-nucleotide messenger RNA. It is a transcript of the gene taok3b, whose product is annotated as TAO kinase 3b. Gene Ontology annotation, molecular function: protein serine/threonine kinase activity. Gene Ontology annotation, biological process: regulation of cytoskeleton organization; protein phosphorylation. Gene Ontology annotation, cellular component: cytoplasm. The record is from RefSeq and is a predicted model, not a curated record. NCBI's taxonomy places the organism in Eukaryota, Metazoa, Chordata, Actinopteri, Synbranchiformes, Synbranchidae. Bases 811 to 2127 code for a protein of 438 amino acids. The transcript has 8 exons.